This is a messenger RNA of Piliocolobus tephrosceles (Ugandan red Colobus), 663 nucleotides long. RefSeq names its product G kinase anchoring protein 1 (gene GKAP1). NCBI's taxonomy places the organism in Eukaryota, Metazoa, Chordata, Mammalia, Primates, Cercopithecidae. The record is from RefSeq and is a predicted model, not a curated record. Bases 1 to 384 code for a protein of 127 amino acids. Gene Ontology annotation, biological process: signal transduction. The transcript has 5 exons. Gene Ontology annotation, cellular component: Golgi apparatus.
AUGUUGUUUCUCUCUUUUCAGGAAGUGGUUCUGAAAGACGGAAGAAUUGAAAGACUAAAGUUAGAGCUAGAAAGGAAAGAUGCUGAAAUCCAGAAGCUGAAAAAUGUAAUCACUCAAUGGGAGGCAAAGUAUAAGGAAGUAAAGGCAAGAAAUGCACAGUUAUUGAAAAUGCUUCAGGAAGGUGAAAUGAAAGAUAAGGCAGAAAUACUUCUUCAAGUUGAUGAAUCACAAAGUAUCAAGAAUGAGCUCACUAUUCAGGUGACUUCACUUCAUGCUGCAUUAGAACAAGAAAGAUCUAAAGUGAAAGUAUUACAAGCAGAAUUAGCCAAAUACCAGGGUGGCAGAAAAGGGAAAAGAAACUCUGAAUCCGACCAGUGUAGGUGAUUAAAUUAGCCUUUGAAGUCAACACAAAGUUUAAAACUUUCAGGAUUUUGCAAAAUUGUAUAUAUUUAAUGCCGUGCAACUGCUAAACUAUGCAGUUUUUGUUGAAGGAACUAAAAGCAACUAGCUCACUAAUGGUCUAUAAUUUUAUUUCUUUUGGCUUAAAGUGAAAAAGAAGAAAUAGAGAAUUCCAGCAGAAUUCAGUGGUUAUUGUUUACUAUCCAUACUUCUUAUCACUUUAGUUUUUCAUCAGUCAAUAAAAUUAAUUUACUCUUCCACUAA